AUGGCAGAAUGUUCUCCUAAUUCAGGCUUUGAAAAGUCGUUUCCACUGCGAGAUUCAGGGGGAAAUAUUGGACCAUUCCGUGCCACACAGAUUUGGAAUGAAAUUAUUUAUCACUUAAAGUCCCGGGUCGAGGUGAAGCGACGGAGGCUGAAAAUGAGAUCGUAUGACAACUGUUUCACAGGAACCGAUGCUGUAGAUGUGGUCCUGCACUAUCUGCUUAAUGACAAGGAGACUUUCAACACAGAACUUUCCCGGGAGAAAGCAAUCAAGCUGUGCCAGACUCUGAUGAACAAAAGUGUUUUUGAGCCUGCAAACUGUCGCCCUGUUGAUGGUAAACCAGUGUUCGAGGACAGUAGCAGUAAGCUGUAUCGGUUUCCGGGCUCACUGGAGGACGACAAGGAGAACAAGGACUCAGAUGAAGAUCUCAAUCAAAGUGAAAUGUGCAUGUUCGACCCCGUCGAGGAGGCUGAAUACCUCAAGAAGUCGAAACCUCUCAGGGUGAAUCCAGCAUUCGAACCGGAUGUGAGCUCAGACAGUGUGAUCUGCAACCCGGCCCUGAUUGGCCGGUCGGGGUCCGUGAUGGAGGAGCUGAUGAAGAUCAGCAGUACCAUUAAGUGUAAGAGUGCUAUGUCUCUCGAGCCGCGUCGCAUCGACACUAAGAUGACGCGCAACUCUGACAUCCAGGAAGUCUCGCCAGAAGUGGUUGAAGAAACCUGGAAAGAAGUUGCCUUGGCUCAGUUGCUGAUACUGGUUGAAGUUCCCUUUCUUGACGGAGUGCUCGGUGAGGAGAAGGAAAACAAGAAGCAACUGAGACGCAAUCUCAUCAUCUCCAAUGUUGUUGCCAAGCACACCAACAUGCCUUUCCUCGGUGCUGUCGAUUUUGAGGAUUCUGUGAUGCAUACCGCAUAUGACUGUCUCCAGUGUAUGCCAAAGGGCACAUCCCUGUUGUCAGACGAAAGUUUCAAACAGGGCGAUGCACAGACAAAAACUAAGCUGUUUUGGAAAAUUGCGAAAUAUUACAGUGAACUUUCUGAGCCCCUGUUGCCUGAGAGGUUUAUUGACCUGCACGUGGCGAUAUUGAACUUGAUAAUGACCGAGCAUGAGAAGAACGCCCUCGAGUCACUCCAACUAGAUGUCAUACUGCUGCCAUGGUCGGUGCGGGAAGAGUUGCAGCGGCUGCUUCGCUUUCUCUCCGCUGUCAAAAAAGACAAGUCAUUUUCUCUUGAUGUUCAGGAGAGCAAUAAAACGAUUGUGUUGAAGGUUUUUUGCGACUCCAUCCUCAAACACAAGCUGCUGACCAGCAGUGUGGCGGCCGAGUUUGUUCUUUUCCUGCUGUCUCAUCAUCGCGAGAUCUUCCACGUUCCUCGAAACAUCCGGGAGAAAGUCUCUCUCCGGCUCUACAAGUUAAAACAUGGGGACUGCAUGCCACUGUAUGAAUCGACGUACUGUAAUCGUAUCACAAAGGAGGAGUACCAGCGACAGUCGGAGGAGUGUACACAGAGCAGUCUGAUAGAGAUGAUCAACUCCGUGCUUGAUGACGUCAACAUCCCCCUCAAGGACAAGAAAGUACGACUCCGACAAUUCCAGAAGUAUUACCCUAACAUAUAUGAGAGAUACUUCCAGGGCAUGAUCUAAUAACCAUAAUUUAUACAUUCGGUGUUGGAUUUCGUUCUUGAUAUUUUGACAGACUUGGUUUUUGGGAAAUAGAUUCUGCAGGGAUUCCCAUAGCAUAAUUAGAAAAGAUCUGUCCUGAGUUUGCUGCUGUUGUAACAUGUUUACGACUAAUAGAUCCUUCUUGGUGUCUAAAAUUACAUGUUAAAGCUAUUUUCGUGUUUAGAAUAUCAGAAUCUGUAGAAACAAGGUGUUUCAUUAUUGUCCCAAAUGUUUGUAGUAGCUCAAAUCAGAUUUUAUCUUCCAAUACUUUUGUAUGUACGAAAAAAUAUAUAAUAUAUAUUAUGAAGUAAAAUGAACAUUAACUGCUGCAAAAAUCAGUACAUGACAGCAAACACACUGGAUAUACAGACAAUGGUGUUCUAAACUAGAAAUAUGAUAUUUUAUUUAUUAUAUAACAUGUAAUUUCAGUUGCCAAAAAGGCUCUGUUAGUAGGAAAUAUGUUAUAAUGAAUAAAAAACACAGGACAGUACCUUUAAAUUAUUUAAUGGAGAUGGUUGGUUGCAUUAAUAAUUAUGAUGAUCUCGUUCCACUGUGUUUUCCUGCUUUUGGUGCUCAGCAAUAGGCUUAUUCACCCACCCACCCCAUGUAUAUUUAACUUUUAAAUGUAAAUUUAUGUUUAUCGGGUAAUAUGGUUUUGUUUUCAUUCUCUUGCACUUUGUCUAACAUAUAUAUGGAUAGGAAAAUAAACAAUACAACAUCACCACCAUAACUCCAGCUUAAAAAAUUAUUUUCAAAAACCUUUGCUUUGAUGUAGAUUUUUGUUAAAUGAUUAUACAUUUGGUAUUUUGAGAAAAUACUUGGUGCAUCAGAGAAUGCCAAUGGGUGCUAACAACAUUUAUUCAGCAAAUAAGGGCCAAUGACUGUGAUACAGAUUGGAUAGCUUAAAAGCUAUA
Molecule: messenger RNA, 2567 nt
Organism: Gigantopelta aegis
Lineage: Eukaryota; Metazoa; Mollusca; Gastropoda; Neomphalida; Peltospiridae
Product: DEP domain-containing protein 7-like
Exons: 7
Coding region: 1-1635 (544 amino acids)
Biological process (GO): intracellular signal transduction
Source: RefSeq, a predicted model, not a curated record